Eimeria acervulina is the source of this 2307-nucleotide messenger RNA. RefSeq lists its product as hypothetical. Gene Ontology annotation, cellular component: nucleolus; small-subunit processome. The coding region runs from base 1 to 2307 and encodes 768 amino acids. Lineage: Eukaryota; Apicomplexa; Conoidasida; Eucoccidiorida; Eimeriidae. The record is from RefSeq and is a predicted model, not a curated record. The transcript has 10 exons. Gene Ontology annotation, biological process: maturation of SSU-rRNA from tricistronic rRNA transcript (SSU-rRNA, 5.8S rRNA, LSU-rRNA).
AUGACGAAGGCAAAGCGGGGAGGAGGCCGGGGGGUUGGGGCUCGUCCGAGCGUUUCUUCUGCUCGCCGCGGAGGUUCCAAAAAGGGCUCAUCAGCUGCAUCAGAGGGGGCGUAUCUCUCUGACAGUUCUGAAGACUUUCUCCCGCUAGACGGACAAGGCAGAGAUGAAAACUCGAGCGAGGAUGAAAGCGACAUGCUACGACAAAUGGGCCUCGAGGGGGCCGAACACGCGGCCAGCGAAGAAGACGAGGAAAGCGAUGACGACGGGCAAAGUGAUUCGCAGGCGUCCGCAGCAGAUGAAGAGGAGGGUGACGAUGCAUCCUCAGACAGCGGUGCCGAGGAGAGUCGGACUGCGUGGGGCCGCCGGGCGAAGGACUUUUACGGGGAAAGCAGCAGCGGUGAGAGCAGCGAAGAUGAAGAGGAAAUGAUGGAGAAGAUGAAGGAGGCGGUGCGCGUAGCAGAGGUGGAAGACGUUGAGGGAAUGACGGAAGCUGAUUUCGGCGCCGACGCCCGAUCCCUAGAGGCCCUGAAGCAGCUGCUGGCGCUGCAGGACAAGUCACUGGGCUCGAAGGCGCAGCAAGCGCUGCAGCAAUCUGAAGGCAAAGAGGGAGCAGAGAAAGACCUGCUUUGGAAAGCCAGGCUUGAUGCAGAGGUGGACGCAAUAUUGGACGGCUUGUCUACUUCUGCGGAGCAUGGGCAGCAGCAGCAGAUACCACAAGCGGUUGCUGCAGGACUGUGUGAAGAGGAAUUGAAGCAAAUCGUCGCAACUGCGCAUCCAGAGCUGCAGGGGUUGCUGAAGGAGCUGCAAGAUGCCCUUGGGGAAAUAAACAGCAAAGUCGAACCCCUUGUCUCUCUUGCAAAACGCAGAAACUUCCUCACAAAAGAAGGCGUUUCCCUGUUGGACGCGAAGAAUCAGCUGCUGCUCUCGUACUUGAGUUAUUUGAGUUACUACAUCGUGCUGAAGGCCCACGGGGUCCCUGUGGCGAGCCACCCCGUAGUGGAAAGACUCAUAGAGUCCCGACUGUUGCUGCAGAAGCUGCGGCCUAUAGAGGCUGCCCUCAAGCCGCAGCUGGAGAGGCUUCUUACCGAUGGCGGGGAUAGCUUCCAGUCUGAUGUAGGUGCCGCGCCGAGAGCCCGGCCUGAGGCGUUCGCUGCCAUGGGAGAAUCGGACGAAGAGGAACAAGAGGGGCUGCUGUCUGGUGAGGAGAAGAGUACAGAGAGCGGCGGCUCGGGGUCUGAGGAUGAGGAUGCGAAAGGCAGUCAGGCCUACAAACCACCAAAAAUGGUCUCUAUGGAAUACACCGCAGACAAAGUGCCUGCACAGACGCGAGCUUCUCGCGAACUGCAACGUGCGGCGGAGAGGCUCAAGAAGAGCGAAAUGGUCCGAGCAGUGAGAGAAAUGACGAGCGAUGCGCCGGAAGAAAUCGGAAUUGAGAGAUUCAUAGCAGCGCAGGCGCACCGAGCAGCGGCACGAGAGGCAGGGCUUUUGCGUGGGAGUAACGGGGAGGAGGACGAAGAACAAUUUGAGCUCAUGCGUCGCUCACUCUCCAAGAAAGAGAGAAAAGGUAUUGUUUCCUGUAUGCGUAUUGAAAUGGAGAUAGUAACAACAAACCAGGCGCUGCGGGCCGGGGCUCAAGCUGCGCAGCGCGCACAGUUCGAGAGGCGGGCUGCAGCUGCAGUGGGCUCGACUUUAGAGGAUUUGGCAGUGUUCUAUGAGCAGCCGUUGGGAGGAGAGGAGGACGACGAAUUAGGUAUCCAUUCAAAUGCCAAGAAAGUGAAGGCAAAAGGUGUUCUCGGUCAUUACCUGAAUGCUGCUAAACAAGCAGCAGAAGAAGCAGCGAAAACGCAUAAAGCCCAAGCAGAAAAACUCAUCAUCGCCCGACAACAGAACCUGCAGCAUUUGAGCAGACGCACUAACAAAGAGAUGCACAAACAAAACUCAAGAAAGCCUGCGAGAGAGGAGAGCGAAGAUGAGGAGUUUGCAGCGCUAGUUGGAGAAACAAAGAUGAAGAAGUUACAAAAGAAACAACGAAUGAAGGAAAAGGCUGAAGCGUUUUUGCCGCAGGAGGAGGAAGAAGUUGAGGGGCAGAGGCGCAUAACGCGGGAGAUAAAAACAAACAGGGGAUUAGUGCGAAAACGAAAGAAGUUCGAGGGCAACGCGCGCGUGCACAACAGAAUGAAGUACCAGCAGAAGGCAAAAAAACUAAAGUCACUGCGUCAGGAAAUGCGUCCCGUGGAGGACCGCACCUACUCGGGGGAGGCUUCGGGUUUGCGUGCGAAUCUGAAGCGAUCCAGAACGUUGCAUUAG